Lactuca saligna is the source of this 1593-nucleotide messenger RNA. Lineage: Eukaryota; Viridiplantae; Streptophyta; Magnoliopsida; Asterales; Asteraceae. The record is from the annotation of a GenBank genome assembly.
AUGGGACCGUUCUCCAAUUUAUUUGCAAAUAUAUUGAAGAAAGAUAAGAAGCCUUUGAAGCCUUUGCCUAUUGAAUCCGUAUUCAAGCUUCCUUCAUCAAUACCCAACUUUCCUCCAGGUAACCAUGGUGCAACGUUUUACGAACCAUCUUCAAUACCUGAAGGAUUCUUUAUGCUCGGAUGUUAUAGCCAAACGAACAACAAACCUCUAUUCGGAUGGAUUCUUGCUGGAAAAAGUGUCGCAAAUGAGACUUCACCAAGUGCACUAGCUAUGCCAACAGAUUAUUCUCUUAUAUGGAGUAGUGAGUCUCAUAAACUAAAACAAGAUGGUGGAAAUGGCUACAUUUGGUUGCCAACGCCUCCUGAAGGGUACAAGGCCGUUGGUUAUGUUGUCACAAACUCGCCAGAAAAGCCUUCUGUUCACAAAAUUCGGUGUGUCAUGUCUGAUUUCACUGACGCUGUUGAAGUUGAUAACUGGGUUUGGGGAUUAGACAAGAAUAUCAACUCAAACAAUCUUAAUCUAUUUGAAUCAAGGCCAAAAGAUAGAGGUAUCAACGCGCUUAGUGUGCCUACUGGAUCGUUUGUAGUCCAAAAUGGUGGUGCACCAAAUGAUGUAUCAAUGGUUUAUUGCUUGAGAAAUACCAAAAAUAACCUUUUGGCCAUGCCGAAUUUGUCGCAAGUUAAAGCAUUGAUUCAAAAUUACUCACCUAAGGUGUAUUUUCACCCAAAUGAAGAGUACUUUCCCUCUUCAGUCAGUUGGUUUUUUCAAAAUGGAGCUUUGUUGUAUGAAAAGGGCAAAGAGACGACACCAAGCCUUAUUGAACCCAAUGGCUCUAACCUACCUCAAGGUGGUUCCAAUGAUGAUUCAUACUGGUUAGACCUCCCUAUCGAUAAUCCAGCUAAAGAAAGGGUCAAGAAAGGUGAUUUGGAAGAAGCUCGUGCAUAUUUCCACAUAAAGCCGAUGUUUGGGGCAACAUUUACUGAUAUAGCCUUGUGGGUGUUCUACCCGUUUAACGGUCCAGCGAGGGCAAAAGUGGAAAUCAUCAAUGUUUCCCUAGGGAAAAUAGGUGAACAUGUUGGUGAUUGGGAGCAUUUGACAUUAAGAGUUAGUAACUACAAUGGGGAGCUAAAAAAGGUUUACUUUUCAGAACAUAGUGGAGGACAAUGGAUUAAUUCUUCAGACAUCGAAUUUGAAAAUGGAAAUAAACCUGUGGCUUACGCAUCGUUGCAUGGCCAUGCGUUUUACUCAAAACCUGGGCUUGUUUUACAAGGAAGUGGGGGGAUAGGAAUACGAAAUGAUACAGCCAAGAGCAAGGAAGUGAUGGAUACCGGAGUGAGGCCGGUUGUGGUGGCAGCAGAAUAUUUGGGAUCGUUGGUGGCUGAGCCACCGUGGUUGAACUAUAGUAGAAAAUGGGGUCCAAAAAUAAGCUACGACAUUAAUAAGGAGAUCAAGAAAGUGAGGAGUGUUUUGCCAAGGGUGAUAAGACGUGCCUUUGACAAAUUUGUUAGCGGCCUUCCAAAUGAAGUAUUGGGUGAAGAUGGUCCCACUGGCCCAAAAAUGAAAAAUAAUUGGAGUGGGGAUGAGAAAUACUAA